This is a messenger RNA of Plasmodium gonderi, 4764 nucleotides long. RefSeq lists its product as hypothetical. The record is from RefSeq and is a predicted model, not a curated record. NCBI's taxonomy places the organism in Eukaryota, Apicomplexa, Aconoidasida, Haemosporida, Plasmodiidae. The coding region runs from base 1 to 4764 and encodes 1587 amino acids. The transcript has 2 exons.
AUGAAUGAAUUAAAGGAGUUAAGCAGGAGAAUAAAAGAAAACACGACCGUAAAAAAUGAAGAAAAUAAGAAUGAGCCGGAAAUAAAAAAUUUAUUCGAAAAUUUCCUUAGUAACAACUCCAUAAAUUACCUGAGUUCUCUCAUAAAUAAAACGAACGCAAAUGGUAAAACCAGUGAAAAUGACAAAAAGGUAAUUAGGUCAGAAGUUGAAUACUUGGAAAACACAUUUCCAAAUGAAAAACGGCGAAGUAAUAAGUUUAAUGGGGAUGAUGAAGCAAGUUCCACACAGGAUUAUACAGAAAAUAGGGAGAAGGAUCUUAUUGUGAAAGAAAAAAAAAAGAAAGAAAAUUUAGAAAGUUCUACAGUGGAAAAUAAAAGCAUAGGACACAUAAAUGUAAAGAAAAUUUUGCAGAAUAAAAAGAAUGUUGAAUUUAAAGAUUUAAAUAAAUUAAUUAAUAGCUUUAACGAUGAAAUAAUGAGGAGAAGUAAAAAUCUGGAAAUAUUUAUUAACAAAAACAAAAUAAAAAACGAUUAUAGUGAUAAAAUCUUAAUGAUAGACAAUUUUAAUAGAGAAAUGCGAGUUAUCGAAAACGGCUUCAGUGAAAAAUAUCCCCUAUAUGAUUUGUAUUUGACUAAAAAGAAAAAAAAAAAAAGUUAUGACUCGCUAAUAUUUUUUAAAAAUUUCUUUAAAUGUUUAAAGAAUUAUAUACAUUUUGUAGAUAAAUCGGAAAAGAAUUAUAAAAAAUUAAAAAUAUGGAAAUCAUUAGUUUAUUUAAGAAAUUGCAAGAUGCACAUUUUGUUAUUAAAAGCCAUAUUUAAGUGUGUAAAAAAGGAGGAGGAGGAGAAGAAGAAGAAGGAGGUCAAGGCAUUUCCAAAAGAAGAAAAUGUGGACAACAAAAAUGAGAAAGCAACAAAUCCACAGUUUAUCACAAAAGAUGAUAUUUACUCGUAUGGCAGAUCUGGGUUAAAGAAUAUUACUCCAUUGAAUAAGCCAAAUGAAAAGGAAAAUUUUGAAGUCAAGGAGGAGCAGCAGGACAAUAAUACAAGCCGUAGUAGUAAUAGCUCGGAUAGCCAUCUUGAUACUAAGCUGAUGGAAGAUUUAAAAAAUAUAUUUCAAAUGAAUUCAUUAGAAGCAGUUGCAGAUAACAAAUUAACAUUUGUGAAGGAUAUUAAAAUGAAAUAUGACCACAUUUUAAAUAAUUUAAAAAAUAUCAUUCAUACCAUUUUCGAAAAAAUGUUUGUCCUUAGCAACAGUAUUAAAAUAUAUAAAUAUGUGUAUAUUAAUUCAAAUGAUAUUUUUUUAAAAAAUGAAAAAAAUAUUCACGAAGAAAAAAUUUCCUAUGCUAUGUUUUGGCACUUUGCCUAUAUUUUAAAAAUACACACUAGUUAUUUGGAGAAAAUAAAAAAACACCUAUUUUCUAAUUUCUUUAAAUUGAUAGUUUUAUUUUACUGCAUUGUGAAAAAUAUAAAUGGUAAAGAAGUAAUAAAUAACCUCCAUCAAAUGAAACAUAUAAAUUCUUUGACAUAUGAACAUGUAAAGAAAUUUGUUUCAAGUGUAGCACAAAAAACUCAUGUUAAUUUGUGCGCACAGAAUUAUUCUAAAUUUUUUAGUCAGUUUAAAAGUUACCUUUUUAGUGAAUCGAAUGAUUAUGUCUACCUAUUUCAAGGGAAUAAGGAAAUAAAAAACAAUUCAUUUUGUAACUUUGGAUUAAGUGAUUACAUAAUCGAACAUGAAGAAUACAUUGUUAUUGAUAUGGAAAACUUUUUCAGUAACAUUUUUUUAUUGCUUGAGAAAGAUUAUAAGAUAAACACACGGAGGAAUUUGUCCCAUUGUGAGGAGUUAUCCCUUUUGCAGAAAGAGUAUAUUGACCUGAACAUGUCAGGAAGACAAAGUGUUGGCCAAAGUGGCGAAGAAAAGGGUAAUGAAAAAAAUAUUAUUCAUGAUUCUGACAUAAAAUGUGCUAAGAGUGAGGUAGGAAAUAGUACUACUACAGAUGAGAUGGAAAAACAAGGAAAAGAAAGUGAAGGCACAAACAUUUUUUCUACACUAUCUCGCUGUUUAUUUGAAUUCCACACUUUAACAGAAUUGUUAUUUGUGAUGAAUAAAAUUGAGAAGACCAAUAAUGGCGAAACGGGAAAAAUGGGAAAAAAAAAAACAUGUCCAAAAACCUCAUUCGACAUUGAAAUUGAAGAAAAAGGAAACACAGACGAAUUGAUAAGCAUAUUUAACUUCUACUUUAAUAAUAAACAAAAGGAAGAAAGUGGUGACGAUGCUUAUUUUGUAAAGUAUGUACUAGACGGUAAUGAUAAUGAAAAACUGAAUCAUGUGAAGGAUAAAAUAAAAAGAAAAUAUGAACAUGUAAUGAGAGAAGGGAAUGUAGAUCAACUGCGAUAUUGUGGAAGCAUUUUCUCCCACUAUAUGAUAAACAAAGAAUUGAACGAAAAUGUAUUUACAUUUUUUCAUAAAAUAAAUAUGAAGAGAAAUAAUUUAAGGGAAAUUUUUGAUGUAUACUAUAUGUAUCGAUGGAAAAAGGAGGAAAAAAAAUUCGAUCAGCUUGUUCAAAAAAUUUUUCAGAAAAAUUUUUUUUACUAUCUUAACCAGAUUAAUACCAUUUUAAGUGAUAUAUUCCUUUUUAAACAGGAGGAGGGAUAUAUACUGAUAAAUGAAAACAUGGAUGAUUAUAUAUGUAAUGCCUUUUUUGAUAAAUAUAAUAAUUAUAAUUUGAUAAAUGUGGGAGAAGUAAAUUAUCAUUCGAUUUUGAGUUUUAUUGAAGAAGCACAGAUUGAAUUGAGAAAAUGUGUGCAGCAGAAGGCCGAGAAAAUAAUUGCAGAGAAAAAUAUUCACAGUAAGGGUGUGACAGGUGGUACCGGAGGUGUAGACAUGGAAAAGGGAUACAUAUUCAGUACUGGAAAAUAUAUGACUGAGGAAACCGGUGAUAACAAUGUGAGUGUGGAAUCAAAAGUGAAAUUGAAAGCAAAAUCGACACAGAGGAAUAUUUGUUCGUCCAAUUUUAUUAAGCAUACUGUUUUUUGUAAAAAGGAAGAACAUAGCAAAAGGGAUGAAGAAGGAGAGAAGGGUGAAAAGGGUGAGAAAGUUGAACAAGAUAAACACACUGAGAAAGAAAAGGAAAGAAAUGUGGUAUCUGUUCCAGACAAAACAAUCAUCAGCAUAAGCGUAAAACAGGAAAGUAUAGACUGCUUAAGAAUUCAUAAAAAUUUGUUGUACAUUGUUUUUACAAUUUAUCGCAUAGCACAUUUUUCCUAUUAUGUUUUAUUUAAAAUUAAAGGAGAGGAAGGAUGGAACCAUACAACAAAUGAGGUUUAUGGGAUGAGAGAUGAAAAAAAUGAAAGGGCAGAAACGAAGGAAUCGAGGGAACCAAAGGAAAAGAAAAAAUCAAAUGAAAAGAAGGAAAAAAUUAAACAGACCAUUGGAAUUAAUACUAUACUAUUCUGCUACAAAAUUGUUAAAUAUAUUUAUAACACAUUUUUAAGUUAUUCAUUUUUUAUAUUUCGAUUUUCUUGCUUUCCGAAUGUGAUAAAUGCAAGUGAAUUUUUGUUAACACUGAUUAAUGAUAAUAUAUUUUUAAAAAAGGUUUUGCAAAACAUUAAUUGUGUAUUUUUACAUUAUAAGGAUUUAUUUAAUAUUCCCAUAUGUGAAGAUGACAUUAUUGUAUUUAAAAAUUUACAUGUGAAAAAGAACAGUUGGUGUGGAACAGGAGACAACGAAAGCAAAUAUAAAAAUUGCACUCAUAUGAAUAAUAUGAACAUUGGCCAGCUUUUCAAAGGGGGAGAUAAAGUCAAUUGGGAUGAAAGGCACAUAAAUGGAAUGUGCAAAAAGUACCAGAACAACAGUGAUGUUGUAAAGAAGGAGCAAAAGAGGAGUGAUAAUAGUGACAAUAGUGAUAUCAGUGAUAUUGGUAACUCUGGUGACAUUGGUGAUAUUGGUAACUUUGGUGACGUUGGUAAUAUUGGUCACAUUUGUGAUAAUAAUGGCGAUAGUUCAAAAUGCAUGAAGGUACACGAAAAGGAAUGUUGUAAAGAAAGGCGAAGUAACAAAAAAAAAAAAAAAAAAUUCAUGCAGACGAAAAAACAUCAAGUUUUAUGUAUAAACAAAAUAAGCAUAUUGAAGAAGAUUUAUUUAUAUAUCGACAAAUUUCAGAUUAAUUUGAAUUUUUUUAAAAAUAUGUUUAUCAAAAUUUAUAAGGACAAAAUUAAGAACCUUCUCCAAAAAGAUAUCAUUUUUAUGGAUGAACAAUUUUUAAUUAACACUUCAAAAAUAGUUAACUUAAUUUUUGAAAUUUUUCAAAUACAAGACUUAUCAAAAAUUGUCCAUACAAAUAUUACCUUGUGUUUGAUAGAUUAUUUUUUUUUCCUUAUCAAUACUCAAGUUUAUAAUUUUGUUACGAAUAAAAGGAGAAUUGAUAAUAAUGAGAGACUCCUCCUGUAUGACAAGUUGUCAUUUGCACAAAAUAGCCUUGUCUUUGUUUUGCGUGCUUAUGGAGGUACGUGCACUUUUAGAAAUCAUACCACACAAGAUGAAAAUUAUUUCUUAAAAAUAACGGACCAGUUGCCCUUCAAUUUGAUAAAUUUGAAGAAAAAUAAAAUGUUGUUUUUACUCCUUUUUUGUAAGAUUAAAUACAUUUUAAAUUCUAAAAAGGGAAUAUUGGAAAUGCAUGAUCCGCAGAUUAUUCAGUUGUUAUUGUCGAACAACCCCUACGUGUAUGAUGAUGAAAAUUAUGAUGCCAUACUUAAUGAAUUUAAAUGA